ACUAGCUUGGCCACCAAUCUGGUUUGGUCAGGCAGUGGAAAAAAAAAAAAAAGGCAAAGGAUAUCUCCCUCUUGCCUGUUUUUCUUCUGUUGAUGAGGGCAUUUGCUUCUUUUUGGAAAAUACCACUUGAUAAGGGGGGAGGGUUUUGGAUCUCAAUAGAGGAGUAAUAAAGCCGCCAUCUCUAGGAUGGAUUUUUUUUCUCUUUUCUUUCUUAAGAAUGUCCUGGCUACUGCUCAGCUGCUCGGUAACCCUAUCCCUCCAGAGAAUGAGGAAACUCAUUGGUGCAAAUUGUCACCAAGCUUGUCAGACUACCUGAACUGUCCCUGAAAUUGUAGGUGGCUGUGUCGGGCUGGUAGUGGUUCAGAGGAAGAGUUUAGGGCUGGCAGCGGUCUGAGUAUCUGCCUUGGGUAGUACCCGAAGGUUGUAACGUUGUCUAUAUAUACCCUGUAGAACCGAAUUUGUGUGGUAUCCACAUAGUCACAGAUUCGAUUCUAGGGGAAUAUAUGGUCGAUGCAAAAACUUCACAUUUCUCCGAAAUAGCAAGAAAUAGAGGUGGAGACCCCGAUGUGGGUCAGUCACCUCUUUCUGUUCCCAAAAGAUCGACUGUCCCUGGUGACAUCCUGCAGUUUUUUCCUCAGGAAGCUCCCCACUUUUAAAUAGAGGCUUCAGUGGGUGCUGCUGCAAAAAGAAAACCCUAACUGGUUGCAUGAACACUGGGCCAAAAGGGUUAGGUUUUGGGGUACUGGGGAGUGGAGCAAAUGAUCAGCUAGUUCCAGCUACUGCUCUGCCCCCCCAGGAGAUAUACCCCAACGGGAAUUAACUGGGUUUGGGAUAUUUGUGUGGGGUCAAAAGUAAGCUGGGAAAAAAGGCCAGUAGGCACCUUUGGGGGGCAUUUAGGUGAGGCAAGGGUCCUCUCAUCACCUUCUGGGCCCAAUCUUCAGAUGCAAGAACCUUGGCAUCUGGUUGCUGCCAUAUCAGAAAGGCCCAGCUUUAGCUAGCAACACCCCAGCCUGGGCACCUGUAGAAAAGCAUGGUGGUUACUCAUUGCCUAACUUAAUUCAGGCCCACCAGAUUCUGGUAACUUUUGGGUGACCCUGAUGAAGACAAAGCCGGACUCGGUCUUUGUACGCAGAGUCCCAGCUCUGGCGGGCUGGACAGGCAAAGUGCCCGCCUGGGGUAUUCUGCCCAACUCAGGGGCCACCUCAUGCACGCACCUUUCGUUGCUUGCACCCAAUAAAAGAAUUCAUUCUCCCUUUCUCUGCGCCCAGUUUGGGGGGAGUACUUUCAUGCGAGGGUGAGGGGAGAGGGCAGGAGAGGUUAGCAAAAGUCAGUGGAAACAAAAGCUGAGAUUACCUGCUGAAAAUAGGGGUGACGGAGAUCGGAACUAGGUUAACAUCUGGCAGGGGCCCUCAAAUGUGGCACGGCAAGUCAUUUGAUUACACGUAUGUUAUUUAGUUAAAUUUGUGAAAAUUAUGAUAUGCUCACCAAACCGGUGAUAAACUCGCUCCCUCCCCAUUGGUUGGCCUGGUCACAUGGCCGCCCAACUUUAUUCAGUUGACAGCAAGUAGGAGGGCCCUAUGGAAGGAGAAAAAAAGACAACACGAGAAAAAUUAGUAUUUUCUACCUUCUGAAAUUAAUGGCCAUGAGUUCGUAUAUGGUGAACUCUAAGUAUGUGGACCCCAAGUUUCCUCCAUGCGAGGAAUAUUUGCAGGGCAGCUACCUAGGCGAGCAGGGUGCAGACUACUACAGCAGCGGCGCACAGGGCGCCGACUUCCAGUCCCCGGGGCUGUACCCGCGGCCCGACUUCGGGGAGCAGCCCUUCGGAGGCGAGAGUACCUUUGGGGAUCCUGCAUUGCGAGCCUAGGGGAGUAGGUGGGAGUGAGGGGGUGCGCCAGGCAGAGGGUGGGAGGGAGGAAGCCUGGGAGCUUAGGAGACUCCGAGGGCCUUGGGGCGCGCCAGGAAGUGAGCAGCACAGGCGAGGGGCCUAACUAGUGGCUGGGUGCUGACCUGGAUGUGCCAUCUGUUUUGCCUCACAGUGAAUCCCAACUACACCGGUGGGGAGCCCAAGCGUUCCCGGACGGCCUACACUCGGCAGCAAGUCCUAGAACUGGAAAAGGAAUUUCAUUUUAACAGGUAUCUGACGCGGCGCCGUCGGAUUGAAAUUGCUCACACUCUCUGUCUGUCCGAGCGCCAGAUCAAGAUCUGGUUCCAGAACCGGAGGAUGAAGUGGAAAAAAGACCAUAAGCUGCCCAAUACUAAAGGCAGGUCAUCAUCGUCAUCUUCCUCCUCCUCCUGCUCCUCCUCAGCCGCCCCUGGCCAGCAUUUGCAGCCGAUGACCAAGGACCACCACAUGGACCUGACGACCUUAUAGAAGUGGGGACCUUGGGCCC
This is a messenger RNA of Fukomys damarensis (Damara mole-rat), 2390 nucleotides long. It is a transcript of the gene Hoxd4, whose product is annotated as homeobox D4. The transcript is spliced from 2 exons. NCBI's taxonomy places the organism in Eukaryota, Metazoa, Chordata, Mammalia, Rodentia, Bathyergidae. Gene Ontology annotation, biological process: anterior/posterior pattern specification; embryonic skeletal system morphogenesis; regulation of transcription by RNA polymerase II. The record is from RefSeq and is a predicted model, not a curated record. Gene Ontology annotation, molecular function: DNA-binding transcription factor activity, RNA polymerase II-specific; RNA polymerase II cis-regulatory region sequence-specific DNA binding. Gene Ontology annotation, cellular component: nucleus.